UAUUGUAGGUAAGUUAGAUAUCAAAAACUGAGUGGACAGAGAGCAAAGGUCUAUCUAUCAGGUUUUGGCAAUCUUUCCGAACAUCAAUGGCGCUUCAAAGAAAGUUCUGUCCUUGUUUCCAAACACCAUGGCUCCUGCUUCCUUGUGGCCCAGUAGAAGAGGAGGAACAUGAUGACGAAGGGGAACUCGGUAUUUCCUUUUCUAAUCUGGGUGAGAAAAAGAAGCAAAGAGACGUUUGUGGGGAGAUUUAUGAAGGUUGUUGCGUUGGGUCCUCUCAUGGCUGGUUGGUGCUUUUGGACAAAACAGCAAAUCUGAGUGUCUUCAAUCCCUUUUUGGGUGCUCAAAUUCAAGUCGGUUCUUUGAAAGAAGGUUUGGAGUUUACUGAUGUUGAUGCAUGCACUGUUAAGGAAGAUCCCAGGGCCUUUGUUCCCAAAGCUAUUGUGAUGUUUGAUUAUAAGAAGAACAAGGAUGGAGUUGUCCUGAUCUAUGGAAGCAGGAAAAAGUUGGCUUUCUGUAGGUACAGAGAUGGCAGAUUCAUGGACCUUGAAGGAGCCCACCAGCCUUACCACGAUAUCAUAUGCUACGAUGAUGUGGUUUGUGCAUUAUCGGAUACAGGAUCAGUUGAAGUUUGGGAUAUUAGUGGGUCUUUUCCUACUAAGAUUAUGGAUAUGGAGCCUCCCUUUCCCUUGAAAACUGCAAACUUCGGAAGAAGUUUCAGAGAUCUUUAUUCCAUCCAUUUUUACUUGGUGGAAUCAUGUGGAGAGCUUCUGUUUAUCGUGAGGUUUAUAGGAGAAUUUGCGAAUGGAGAUGGGAAACCAGUUCGAGAGGCAGACCUCCUUGGUGAUGAGGACAUCCAACCCAAGAUUCGUCCCUAUAAGACGUUGUUGUUCCAUGUUUACAGGCUUGACCGCUAUAAGAUAAAAUGGGUAGAGAUGGAGAGCUUGGGGGAUCAAGUGGUGUUUCUAGGUGGAAACCACUCAAUGUCCUUAAGGGUUGGAGAUUGUCCAGGAUGCGUAAAGGAUACAAUUUACUUCACAGACUCUUAUUGGGAAGGAGUGGAUGAUGAUUACUCAUAUGGGGGUCACGACAUGGGGUAUUACAACUUGAGAGAUAGAAGUGUGCAGCGAUUCUAUGACACUCACCGUUGCAAGAUGAAGCACACACCCUUUUGGGUCGUUUCUAAUCCGUGGUAG
Messenger RNA from Vitis riparia (riverbank grape), 1193 nucleotides. Its product is annotated as F-box protein At2g26160-like. Bases 87 to 1193 code for a protein of 368 amino acids. NCBI's taxonomy places the organism in Eukaryota, Viridiplantae, Streptophyta, Magnoliopsida, Vitales, Vitaceae. The transcript has a single exon. The record is from RefSeq and is a predicted model, not a curated record.